UUUUAAAAAUGCUCUAAAUCAGCUAGUCUGUUUCACACUGAGCAGAUCAGAGAGCCGCUAUCUGUUGCUACUCUGAGACCCACGAGGAGACACGUCACGCGUUAGCUUGCUCCAGCCUGCAGCAGCUAGCUAACUGUCUUUAUCAUAUGAUAAUUUAUCAUGAUCACCCCUGCGUUUGACCUCAGCCAGGAUCCAGAUUAUCUGACCAUCUGCAUCAGAGCUCCAUACACCAGAACGUCAGAGUUUGAUCUGUUCAUCGACGGCACUGAUUUCAAGUUCUAUGCAAAGCCCUACUUUCUCAGGUUAAGUCUUCCUGGAAGAAUCAUAGAAGAUGGGAAGGAAAUGGCCACAUUUGACAUUGAUAAAGGGGUUUUCACACUUAAGGUCCCCAAGGAAACUCCAGGGGAGCAUUUCGAAGGGCUUCAAAUGCUCACCAGUCUGCUGGCUCCAAAAGGCUCACGAUCAGCAAAGCCUCUGGUGGAGGACGUGAGCGGCGAAGGCAGUGAAACCGCAGCAAAUGGUGAAGAGGAAGAGGAUGAAGAGGAGUUUGACUGGCAACUUGAACAGGAGGCCUACUUGGAGCGAUCCGAAGAGGAGAUGGGGGCUCUGCAGAAAUACGGCUUUGGUAAUCAAAGGUCCGGAGUAUUUUCGCGGUUACAGGAGGAACUCGGGGAUGUGAUAGACCUGAAGAACCCAGAGGGAACAUCUGCGUCCGAGAGGCGUCGGGCUCGGCUGGAGGCAGAGGCAUCAGCUUUCUCCUCUGACCAUUACUUAGCUGAUUUGUUUGAAGACGAUGAGAUAAAUUGUCUGCUGAAAUUUACACCGUGGUGGUCAAAGCUGAGUCCAUCUGCAGAUCCAGAGGGAGAAUCUGCCAUGUCAUUUAGUGACGAUGAGAAAGAGCAGCUGAGAAAAUUCACAAACCGCUCCUACCUGCUGGACAAACCCUCUCGUUACCAAGCGUGGCUCAGCCUGGUCGACAUCCUGCUGGCGUACUCCUAUGAAGUGCGCUCCACGGAGGGGGAACACAACGUCGAGUCUCAGUGGACCGUCAGAAAACUCAGCGGGACUCUGUGCUGGCUGGAGACCUACAGCUGCUUGCUUGAUGUCCUGGUGUCCUUCGGACGGAGGGUCUUGUGCUACCCACUCUACCGACACUUUGCUUUGGUGAAUUCGGCUAUUUGUGACACGGUUAAAAUUUUACAAACAGGGAAAGCCUGCGUCCUCAAAUGCCUGCUGGAUAUCCAUAAAAUUUUCAGAGAGAACGACCCGGCCUACAUACUGAACGACCUGUACAUCUCUGACUACUGCAUCUGGAUCCAGAGGGUCAAGUCCAAGAAAGUGAUGGAGAUGGCCACCAUGCUGCAACACGCCUCUCUUCAGAAGGAAGAUUUGAAGCUGGAGCUUGAUGAUCUGGAGAGUGCAGCUAGAAUGGUGGCGGAGGAACAGCGGCAAGACUCCGGUAGCAGCAGCAGCAGCAGCAGCUCUUCCAGUGACGACACCAGUAGCAGCUCUUCCAGUGAGAGUGAGGAGUCUGAAGCUGAAGGACAAGGCUGCUCAGAAUCCAAGCAGGGAGGAGCAGAGACAUGCAAAGACAACCCCUCCCAGCCCCAGCCUACCUCCUCUAGCUCUCCCAUCCCCCAUACAUCCUCUAGUUCACUCUCCCCAUCGGAAAACAGGAAGGCGGACGCCUCUCGCUCAGCCUCACAGGGCUGCAGACAGCUGAUCCAGGAGCUGGGGGAUCAGAUGACAGAGGAACUGAGGAUCUCUGCAGACUCCAGCUCCGAAGCAGCGGAGGCAGAGGAGCCAUCUGGCAGGGGUGGGAGCGGUGGGACGUUGUUAGAGCCGACUACUCGCAGAAACCCUCUGCUCAUCGUUCAGACGCACCAGGAUCAAGACUUCUUUAGUUAGACAUAAAGUGAUAAGGAACUUUCAAUCUUUGUGAUGAGUUUUGUGCCUUUGCAGACACCAAUAUUUUUUUUAAUACAUUUGUAUUUUGGGCAAGUUUUACUAAUCAUACUUAUGAAUUAUUGCAAUAAACCAACACUGUAACUAAGCAUGUACGUAAAACUGUCUGUGCUUAUAGAGAUGCAACCUCUGCUUAUUACUAAUCCGUUUUUGGAAAGCUUUGUCUUACUGGUUCCAAUUUUCAACACGUUUAGCCUGAUACAAUGUGAUCCCUGACCCUAUUCUGAUAAAGGAAGGAAAAACCUUUAAAAAAAA
Cyprinodon tularosa is the source of this 2220-nucleotide messenger RNA. RefSeq names its product SHQ1, H/ACA ribonucleoprotein assembly factor (gene shq1). NCBI's taxonomy places the organism in Eukaryota, Metazoa, Chordata, Actinopteri, Cyprinodontiformes, Cyprinodontidae. Gene Ontology annotation, cellular component: cytoplasm; nucleoplasm. The record is from RefSeq and is a predicted model, not a curated record. The transcript has 12 exons. Gene Ontology annotation, biological process: box H/ACA snoRNP assembly. Bases 160 to 1908 code for a protein of 582 amino acids.